UUUCCGAGAGAGAGCGCGCAGAAGUGUCAACAAAGUUAGUUCCUGACUUCUCCACCGUAAGAGUGACGCGUUGCGUUAUGUCAAUGUUAUGUUGUUUGAGGUUAGAAUAGUUCUUCUUUUGCAUAACGUGGGACGUGAGAAAUCUUUUCACAAUGGGGAAGAUUAUGAAAUCUGGUAAAAUCGUGGUGGUUCUACGAGGCCGCUACGCUGGUAAAAAAGCUGUCAUUGUCAAGGCUUACGAUGACGGAACAGCAGACAAACAGUUUUCCCACGCUAUUGUCGCAGGAAUUCAGCGCUACCCUAGGAGGAUGAAAAGGAAGAUGACCCAGAAGAACAUGAUGCGGCGGUCGAAGAUCAAACCUUUCAUCAAGCUUGUAAAUUUCACACAUCUUCUCCCAACCCGAUACACUCUCAGUGACGUGGCUCCAGCAAUCCAGCCCAAAGACCUCAAGGAUCCAAUGAAGAAAAAGAAUCUCAGGUUCCAGGUUAAGAAGAAGUUCGAAGAAAGGUUCAGGUCGGGGAAGAAAAGUUGGUUGUUCCAAAAGCUGAAGUUCUAAAUGUGUUAUUUUUUAAGUUUAAAAUAAAUUUUUUUUUUUUUCUAAGACUCUGGUCUUUCUUUUCGGUCUUCUUCGUCCAUUCCGAAGCUUCUUUCAAUUAUAAUGGGUUGGACUGGAGUAUGUUCAGUUUUGAAUAAACUAUUCAUUUUUA
Bemisia tabaci is the source of this 708-nucleotide messenger RNA. RefSeq names its product ribosomal protein L27 (gene RpL27). Gene Ontology annotation, molecular function: structural constituent of ribosome. The record is from RefSeq and is a predicted model, not a curated record. Gene Ontology annotation, cellular component: ribosome. NCBI's taxonomy places the organism in Eukaryota, Metazoa, Arthropoda, Insecta, Hemiptera, Aleyrodidae. Gene Ontology annotation, biological process: translation.